Alternaria arbusti is the source of this 540-nucleotide messenger RNA. RefSeq lists its product as uncharacterized. The record is from RefSeq and is a predicted model, not a curated record. Bases 1 to 540 code for a protein of 179 amino acids. The transcript is spliced from 3 exons. Lineage: Eukaryota; Fungi; Ascomycota; Dothideomycetes; Pleosporales; Pleosporaceae.
AUGGCUUACGGUUCGGUCGCCACGCUCAGUACUGUCGAGACAAGGACUGGCGGCAACGAACCUGCCGUGCCGUCAUCGAGACAGCACAAUAUACUUCAUGGCUAUGGCCAACUCGUUGGCGUCUCUAACGUCCCAUUGAUCAGUUCAGAGCGUCCAAAUGCUCCAGUUACGGCCAUGCCUCCUCCCGCUGUCAACGUUCCGCAGUCUUCGCGUUCAGUAACUACACCAGCCGACGAGUAUGCCAGACUCACUCGCAGGCAGAGACGCGACGCCAGAGAGAAGAAGCGAAUCCAGAAGGCUGCGCGUGCCGCCAGGGACGAGCUGUACAGGGCUCGACAGGUUGUCAAGGACGCGCAAGAAGUAGCUCGAGCUGCGAGGAGCUAUUCUUCAUCUCCGCGUACGGUCAAGGGCAAGAAGCCUAAGAGCAAAUCUGGGGGCUCCGUCCAUUCGGAUCCUAUGGAUGUGGACGAGACUUGGUCCUGGAUCAAGGAGAGCUCGUCAGCAGCCUCCCAGAAUGGCAGCGCGCGCGAUCGUCACUAA